AAACAGCAAGCCAGAAGAGAACCAAACUUUCACCACCAAUGUAAACGACAGCAAGCUCUCUCGCCGGAGAUCUUACGUUGCCGUGGCUGUGCUGUGCUACGUGAACCUGCUCAACUACAUGGACCGCUACACGAUCGCAGGAGUUCUGUCUAGCCUCCAGAAAUACUUUGGCAUCAGUGACAGCACAUCUGGACUAUUACAGACAGUUUUUAUUUGCAGCUUCAUGCUGCUGGCUCCAGUCUUCGGGUACCUUGGAGACCGUUACAACAGAAAACUGAUCAUGGUGGGCGGGAUGAUCACAUGGAUUGUCACAACAAUGGGCAGCUCUUUCGUCACGGCAGAGUAUUUCUGGGUGCUGGUCCUCAUGCGAGCUUUGGCUGGUGCUGGAGAGGCCAAUUACUGCACAAUAGCUCCAACCAUUAUUGGAGACCUGUUCACUGGCUCCCAAAGAACUCUUAUGAUCACCUUCUUCUAUAUCUUCAUCCCUGUUGGAAGUGGUCUUGGGUACAUUCUGGGAGCCACAAUCGCUACUGCUACAGGAGACUGGCGUUGGGCCCUUAGGCUGAACUCAAUUCUGACGAUACUGGGGUUGAUACUUCUAGUAUUCCUGACCCCCAACCCUCCACGAGGCGCCUCCGAAACAGACGGAGAAGCAUGCAUAGAGCACACGUCUUAUCUAGAGGACAUCAAAUAUCUACUCAGGAACCGGAGCUUUGUGUGGUCCACUCUGGGAGUGACUGCCAUGGCUUUUGUCACAGGUGCAUUGGCUUUCUGGACACCCACCUUUAUGUCUCGGGCUCGAGUCAUCCAGGGCAUCACUCCUCCGUGCUCAGAAGAACCAUGUGACCCUUCGGACAGUUUUGUCUUUGGGGGAAUCACGGUGGUGACGGGUAUUGUUGGCGUUUUCAUCGGAUCCUUAAUAUCUAGGCAGCUGAGAGACAAAGUGGCCAAUGCUGACCCUCUCAUCUGUGCUGUGGGAAUGCUCAGUUCUGCUCCUUGCUUGUGGAUCGCCAUGUUCCUGGCAUCCAUCAGCAUUCCUGCCACAUAUACUUUUAUUGGUUUUGGAGAAAUCCUACUUUCUCUGAACUGGGCCAUUCUAGCUGACAUCUUACUGUAUGUUGUUAUACCAACCCGAAGGGCAACAGCGGAAGCUUUACAGAUUUUAACAUGUCACCUACUUGGUGAUGCAGGAAGUCCAUAUCUUAUUGGCAUAGUCUCAGAUGCUCUGAGUAAGCUUAAACCCGACUCUGCUGACUGGAGGUUCCGCAGUCUAGAGUACAGCGUCAUCCUGUGCCCUUUCAUCGGUGUUCUGGGAGGCAUUUUCUUCCUCCUGACUGCCCUAUAUAUCAAAGAGGACAGGAAAGCUGCUGAGAUGCUGAUGAAAGGAGAAACUCCAGACCAAGCUGAACCCAUCACCGAGUCAACAUGACCUAUAAGCGCACGCUCAAUAGCACAUUGAAACUAAUGUAGAAAAAUUUAACCACUGAAGUUCAUAGGCAUAUCUGUAAACAUGUUUUAAUACUAUUUUUAUUGUUGUUGUUUUUUAUGGACCAUUGCGCAGUUACAUACAGUGCAGUUUUGUCAAAUGGUAUUUUCUAUGUCUAUGAGUAUGUCAAUGUAUAUACUUUAGGAGUAUCUUUAAUCCCACCAGCCGUAACAACUACCAGGGUUCUCAGACAUCCUUAUUUGAUAUCCUGAAUUAAGGAGAUCAGUAUAAAAAAAAAACAGUUUCAUUAAGGAUUGUUUGUGGUCCUUUAGUUAACAACCAUCUAUUUCCUCAAUCGUGUUUGGACUCCACAUUUUCAGUAUGGUAUGACAAGGGUAUUAAACAAGUUAGAGAUUUGUAUGCCGAUGGUGUGUUUGAUAGCUUUGCCAAUCUGGCAUCCACUUAUGACCUCCCUGUGACGCAUUUUUUUUUCGAUAUUUUCAAAUUCGGAAUUUCGUUUCUAGAUGUUUUCCUGAUUUCCUCUCUGCGCCUCCUGAACAGGCUUGGGAAAGCUUGUUUUCAAACAAUCCAUAUCAGAGAGGAAUGAUUUCUAGGAUUUAUGAUUUUUUUCUGGCGCUAGGUAGUGAGUCGAGUAACAAAAUUAGGAAUGCGUGGGAAACGGAGUUAGGAGUACAGAUAAGUGAGGAGUGUUGGGAACGUGCUAUAGGGAGGGUACAGUCUACCACUUCUUUUGCUCGUCUUGGACUUAUACAGUUCAAAGUUUUAAACAGAGUCCAUCUGUCCAAGUCGAGACUUUCUGUGAUGUAUCCGGACAUAGAGGACAAGUGUGAUAAAUGCCAUGGCUCUCCCUGCCAUCUUGGCCAUAUGUUUUUCUUCUUCCCUGAUCUCCAUGGUUUUUGGUCUGUUUUUUUUUACCAUCAUGUCCACUAUUCUCGGGGUAGAUUUAAAACCUUGCCCAUUGAUUGCUGUAUUUGGGAUUCCUGAUGACUCAGUUCCAUUGAGCUCGAUACAAAAGGAUGUUAUUGCUUUCACAUCCCUUAUAGCAAGACGUUCCCUACUGUUGCAUUGGAAGUCUGUUAAAUACCCAUCUAUCUCCCAGUGGCAAAGGACGUGAUGUUUUUUCUAAAACUCGAGAAAAUAAGGUAUACGAUGAAGGGUUGUACGGACAAGUUUUUUUUAUAAAUGGUACCCCUUUAUCGUAUACUUUAUGGAGUUACAGACAAUUCCCACUUAAAUUUUUGUGCCUGUUGUUGGGUCUUACAAUAUCUUUAUAACCAGCGAUAGUUAUUGGGUAGCCAUGAUGAGCCAGGGGGGCGAGGGGCAGGUACUUUUAAUUUUGUUUUCCUUUGUUAGUAUAAAAAGAAAAAAAACCUGUGAAUGUUUACUGCUGUGUGUUGCUCAAUUUGUUUUUGUUUUUUUUCUUCUCAAUGGAAUAUUUGGGAAAGGGAGGGGAGGAGAGAAGAAAAAAGGUGAUGUUCAGCAGACAUGUUUGGUAGACGUGUUCAGCAGAAAUGUUCAGCAGAAAUGUUCAGCAGAAAUGUUUAGUUCAGCAGAAAUGUUCAGCAGAAAUGUUCAGCAGAAAUGUUCAGCAGAAAUAUUCAGUAGAAAUGUCUAUUUGUGCCAUGUCAACAUCAGAAUCGGUAUCAAACUACAAUUCCCAGAGUACAGCGUGGCCUACAAAUGUGGCUGCCGAGCACUACAACUCACAGCCAUUACACUGGGUAUGUCUCAACCAGCUCCCUAGUUCAGUAGGUGGUGAAUCAGUAUAUUGUGUACACGCGUUUGGGCACUGGUAACGACUUAAAGACUCACUACACAUUGGGGCACUGAUAACUGAAUUUCUGGUGACAUGACUACAUACUCGCGUUAUAAAACCUCACCAAAAAUUAAAACGUCAAAAUAUUUAAGGUUUAUGUUAUACAGAUUUGUUAGCUUAAUCACACAUAUUUCUGUCAUAAUAUUUCAAGCAGAGUCAUAGUCAAGCUAGUGGAUAAAAUCAUUAAACCCUUAAUAGCCGAUAGACUCAAACCGCAUAUAUAGAACAUCAAAUAAAAUUAAAAUUUGUUAAUGUAAGUAAUCAUUUGAGAGCUACAUCAACAAUAACAAGCUACUUACAUUUGUAAGCGGAAGUUGGCUGAUAUUUUGUCCCCCAUCUUUUUCGAGCUUUAGAAAAUAUGACGAACAUAGUGAGCAUCGAUGCUCAUUGGUUUUUGUGAUGCACUGUGGGAUUUUUUAGGAGCGACCAUUCCAGGGUGCUUCUCAUUUCUUUCUUGUGCAUCCUCGUUUCCUUUCCUCGCUUCCUUUCCUU
Messenger RNA from Ictalurus furcatus (blue catfish), 3755 nucleotides. RefSeq names its product protein spinster homolog 3-like. NCBI's taxonomy places the organism in Eukaryota, Metazoa, Chordata, Actinopteri, Siluriformes, Ictaluridae. Bases 119 to 1429 code for a protein of 436 amino acids. The record is from RefSeq and is a predicted model, not a curated record. Gene Ontology annotation, cellular component: membrane. Gene Ontology annotation, molecular function: transmembrane transporter activity. Gene Ontology annotation, biological process: transmembrane transport. The transcript is spliced from 12 exons.